Molecule: messenger RNA, 972 nt
Organism: Perkinsus marinus ATCC 50983
Lineage: Eukaryota; Perkinsozoa; Perkinsida; Perkinsidae
Exons: 3
Coding region: 1-972 (323 amino acids)
Source: RefSeq, a predicted model, not a curated record
AUGCGGGGCGUAGUUAUGUCAAUAAUGCUGAUCGUCGAUGUGUGUGGCAAGGCGGUGCCGAGUAUCGGCCAUGCUCCGUGGAAUGGCCUUCAUCUGGCUGAUAUCGUCAUGCCUGGAUUCAUAUUCAUCGACACUCUGACUGUCGGCUUGGACCUCUACACUUUCCGAGCCCCUGGUAUACUACAGCGCAUAGCUGUCUGCUAUGCAGCUGCUGUGCUCCUUGCCAAGCUCGUCAGCGAUCUUUCACCCAAUGAUACCGUCAAGGGUGCGCUGAAGAACAACAGUCGAGUUUUAGUCGUGGGCUUGCUAUGUAUCGUCAUCAACUGGGCUAUAAUGCUCCUCGGACCUCAACCUAAGGGGUGCCCUAGAGGUUCCUUGACGCCUCAAUGUAACGUCGCUAGCAACAUCGACAGGAUGGUCUUUGGUCCUGAGCACAUGUACAAUCCUCUAUGGGAUCCGGAGGGCCUGCUCAGCACACUCCCUUCCUUGGCAACCGUAGCCCUUGGCCUUGCUUGUGGGAAGUUCAUUCAGUCGAGACCCUCCCACACCGAGCUUCUACGGCUCGUCGGGUGUGGCCUACUCCUUGACCUCUGCGGUAUGGGUCUUGGUAUUGUCAUUCCUGUAAGUAAGGUAUUGUGGACGCCGUCAUACUGCCUGCUAACGGGCGGAAUCUGUGUGGCUUUCCUGGGUAUCGUUUCCUCACGAGUUGGUGGAAAUGUGGUAUUGGCUCCCUUCAAAUGGCUAGGUAUGAAUGCCAUAUCAUUCUUCUGUUUGAGUGACUGUAGUGGCUUGUUCUCGUGUCUGCUUGGAAGCAUCUACGUCGCUGAUCCUACAACCGGAAAUGUAUUGUAUGUGCUGACCAAGGGAUAUACUCAAGCGCCCGUCAUGCUCACUUACGCCCUCCUGCAAUUGGGUCUUUGGAUGUGGAUCUGCAGAUGGCUUUCUAUGCAAGGGAUUUUUGUAACCAUCUAA